AUGUGCGGCCGCUACGCCAUGGCCCUGCGGCCCUCCCAAGUCCGCCGCCUCUUCCAAGCCGACAACAUGCCUGUCGACGAGGCUCCCGCUGACGAAGGUGAUGGCUCGCCGCGCUCAAGCUAUAACUUUGCGCCGGGAUAUUACGGGACUAUUUACCGUGCCGAGGACUCCUACGGUUAUCACUCUCUCCACAGCUUCGCCGGGCUCGUCGAGGGUGAGGCUGAUGCUAACGCUCAAGGCAAGGGGGCUGGCCAUUCUGCUGUCGAUGAGGAUACCCAUAAGGAGGGGAAGGAUGGUAAGAGGGUGAGGUAUAAGCUGCAGACGAUGAAGUGGGGCCUCAUCCCCUCCUGGUCGAAGCGCGCCCCGGACUAUGGCACCCUCCUCAAAACCAUCAACUGCCGAGACGACUCCCUCUCCCAUCCUGGCGGGCUGUGGGGGAGUAUGAAACUCCGCAAACGCUGCGUGGUGGUAGCAGAAGGGUUUUAUGAAUGGCUGCACCCUCCUGGCAAGAAAGACAAGAUCCCGCAUUAUGUCAAACGCAAAGACGGGAAGCUAAUGCUCUUCGCGGGGUUAUGGGACUGCAUCCGCUGGGAAGAUAACGAAACGCAGGAAGCGAGAGAGGAGUGGACGUACACGAUCAUUACGACGAGUAGUAAUGAGCAGUUGAGGUUCUUGCAUGAUCGCAUGCCUGUAAUAUUCGAGCCCGGGUCGGAAGAGUUCUGGAGAUGGUUGGACCCCCAAAGGAGGGAGUGGAGUGGGGAGUUGCAGGGAUGCUUGAGGCCGUUUGAAGGGGAACUUGAGGUGUAUCCGGUGGCGAGGGAGGUUGGGAAGGUGGGGAAGGACGACCCUUCGUUCGUUAUACCCAUCCAGGAGAAAGAAAGCAAGGGGAGUAUCAAAAAUUUCUUUGCGAAGGCGGGCAAGGGGGGCGGGAAGGGGCACGAGAAAGGGGGAAUGGCUGGCGAUCAGGGAGAAGAGGCCGAAGGGGAGAGAAAACCACCUCCUUCUUCACCCGUAAAGGCUGUCAAGCGCGAAGCCGACACCACCCCCCUCAAGGGCGAGCCUCCGUUCAAGAAGACAGAAACUGCCCCCUCGCCAUCACCCUCCCCAAUUAAGGAGUACACAUCCCCUAUCAAGCCAACAACAACAACAACGAAAGGGAAAAUCAGUGCAAUGAAGAAUGUGAGCAAGAGUCCAGUCAAGUCAAAAGUUAAGGCUGGGGGAGGGGCGGAGCAGAGUUUGAAGAUUACGCAUUUCUUUGGAAAGUGA
This is a messenger RNA of Thermochaetoides thermophila DSM 1495, 1266 nucleotides long. RefSeq lists its product as uncharacterized. Lineage: Eukaryota; Fungi; Ascomycota; Sordariomycetes; Sordariales; Chaetomiaceae. Gene Ontology annotation, biological process: DNA damage response. Gene Ontology annotation, molecular function: single-stranded DNA binding. The transcript is spliced from 2 exons. The coding region runs from base 1 to 1266 and encodes 421 amino acids. The record is from RefSeq and is a predicted model, not a curated record.